Molecule: messenger RNA, 1163 nt
Organism: Caenorhabditis elegans
Lineage: Eukaryota; Metazoa; Nematoda; Chromadorea; Rhabditida; Rhabditidae
Gene: C24B5.4
Product: DUF1907 domain-containing protein
Exons: 5
Coding region: 103-1029 (308 amino acids)
Cellular component (GO): nucleus; cytoplasm
Source: RefSeq, marked reviewed
AUUUUCCCUUUUAGAACAUAUCAAUAUUUUGUUUGCUUCUAUCAUUCCUCCCAAUUACUACAUUCUGUUAAGUGUCAUUCCCCUUCGUAAAAAUAUUAUACUAUGCCGGAUUGUUCAGAAAAUUUGUCGGUCGUGAUCGAUAAUCAUGUUCCUAGCCUGGAAGAACUGAAAAUGGUUUUCCAAACUUCUCUGUUAUCGAACUUUGAGAAUGUCGAAGUAAAUAUUGUCGACUGCCCGGAUUUAUCGAAGCCCCCAUUCAAUCAAAAAUCAUCUGGAUUUGGCCAUAAUCUCCGUAUCGCUGAAGUAGGUGGGCCUGGAAAUUUGUAUCCAGGCUUUCACAUCGACCAUCAGUUUGAUAUUCCAAAAAUUGGAAAAGUGUGUGAGCAUCCAGAAGCAGCAGUGUUUGGUCCAGGGGCUGGCCCAUGGCCUAUUGUAGGCCAGAACUGUGAGAUGGUAGCUGAUGUAAAUUUAAAAACUGGUGAAGUUGGAACAAGGAUCGCUGAGAUCAAUUCAAACUCCGACAAACGUUAUGUUCAACGAAUCAUCGAUGAACCAAAGUUCAGUUUGAUGGCCAAUUUAGCAUUAUCAGAUGCUGAUAAGUCAUCCACUGUUGUUCAUUUCAAAGCAUCCGUAAGAAAGGGAGAGAAAAACUUGACCAAUUGUAUUAGAGAUGGACUUCAAGAGCAUUUUGGGAAAAAAAUUGUUUCGUUGGCUGGUCAAUUCAUAAUCCAAACCGGAAAAGCUAGACUCCACGUGAUGCCAGAUUUUCCAGGCUGUCCAUUCGAAAAUAAUGCGGAAGUUGAUAAAUGGCUCAACUAUUUUGAAAUGAGUGCUCCAUUAAUCUGUGCCACCGUCAUGCACUCUUAUGAUCCGGGUCAUAAUUUGAGAUUAGAGCAUACUCAUUGUUACAGUGAUCAUGGAGAUGCCGGUCAUUAUCAUUAUGAUGUUACUCCUGAAACUGUGUCUUAUGAGGGUUGGUUUGCUCCGGCGAGCAAAAUUUAUCGGAUUGAUGAGAUCAAAAAUCGGUAAUCCGUCUUUCCUUUUACUUCCUUAUCUUCCACUUUAUUCUUCCUACUAAACAAUACAACGCGAGUUAAUAUAUUAAUCACUUUAUUAUUGAUAAAAAUUAUGUAUCAAAACCAUAUAAAUAAAUACCCGUAUCA